AUGGUGUUGAACGGUAGGAGGGUAUGCGAUAAGCCGGAGUUCACCAGCCAACGGGCAGUUUGCAAUGAAUACUCGAUCCUCGACUACAUCCUGGUGGAUGGGGGGAGCACACAGAUCCCAGAGCUGCACGUAAGUGCGAUAGAUACAGGUUCGACCGACCACUUCCUCAUAUGGGCAAACAUCGACCGAUCUGGAAAGAUGGAGAGUAAGAAACAGAGGAAAUUGUUCCGGUGGAAAGUAGAGCGUUUGGGAGACGAGGGGGCACGGGAUGAAUUCCAGAAGGGACUGGCUGGUAGUGUAGAACCCUUCAGGAAACUGCUGAGAAGCGUCGAAGACGGACAGGUAGUGAAAGAACUCGAGGCGGCGCAGAUGACAGCAGCGAAAAUCAUCCUAGGAUGCUCCAAGCGCACAAGCAAUGCAGCCGUCAGGGCAGAAUUGGGGAUCCAAUCCUUACUGUCGGGAAGAGACGCGAGGAAGCUGACAUGGCAGUAUUGCAUGUGCGGGAUGGGAGAGGAGAGGUUGCCGAGAAUUGUAUGGGAGGCGAAGUGGGCAAACAAAAAGAGGGGUAGACAACCCACGGAAUGGGUCAAGGGGUUCAAGGAGAAGAUGUCCGUUGCUUGUGCCGAGAGAGAAGAACAGAAUGUAAGAAAAGAAUCCAAGGAUAAGGAGGGUCUAGAAGUGUACGGAAUGUUGAAGGAAGGAAUAGGGUUCAAGGACUACCUACAUGGACCAAUGGAUGCAGGAACAAAGCUUAAGGUCAAAUUCAGGACCGGGGACAUAGGCCUUCGAGAACGUCGACGAAGACAUGGGACGGUAGACGAGGAAGACGACGAGUUCAAAUGUGAUUGCGGCUUCGAAUGCGAAGACCGUGUUCAUGUAGUCGCGGAAUCGUCGACGGAAGUUGCCAAGACCCCCAAGACGGAGUACCAGGAGCACAUGCAGAUGGCCAGGGCGCUGUCCAAGUCCCUCGUGGCGCCCAAGGCAACAGCGGUCCAAGAUGAAGCGAGCGAGGAGGUAUGCACAAAGGAGUUGGCGAGGAACCCGGCUGCCUUCCGCGCCAAGGAGAGACGGCUGGUGGGGGUGCUGAAAGACCUGGACGUAAAGCUGGAGCGCCUCAAGAAGGACCGGGACUCCGCUCUCAGGAAGCUUGCGGCCCACCGCACUCUCGGUGCGCGCUUGUCCGCCGGGGCAGGCGGGGUACCCAGCGAGAGCAGCGGCGGCGACGGCGGCGGGGCCCCCAAGACCGCGGAGGAGGUUGUGGAUAUCAUUUUCGCCGACGAGCACGGGGCCGCCGCCGCCGCCGCCGGCAUCGGCAGCGGCGCGCGAACGCCGUUACGCGUGUCGACGAGCCGCCUGUCCGAGGAGGGGCGUGCGCAACAACGGGGAGCAACGUUGCUGUCGUCGUCACCGUCGUCAUCGUCCCCGGUGUCUUUGUUGUCGAAAGGGACGGCAGUCGCUGAUGCUGCUGGUGGUGGCUCUGAUGCUGCGUCGGGAGAGCGACCGACCACGGUACCACGACGCAGCCGACGAGAACGGGCUAAGGGAACUCCCGCGCCCCUCCCCGCGCCAGAGGAGGACGGUGCGUCGGACGGAGCGGCCGGAAAAGGAGGAGGAGGAGGAGGAGGGUUUGUCGCUGGCGCUCGCGGUACACCUCCCUCCGGCGAUAACCCGCGGUACGACGGGGACAAGGGUUGUUGGGGCGAUGAUGAUGAAGACGAUGAAGACGACGACACAGGAGUGGGGAGGUUAAUUCGUCGUCGGAGUGGCGGGGGCGCGAACGGCAAUGGGCAGCGGUCGACGCCGGGCGGAGACGGGAGUAGGGCUAGGCGUGGGAGGACGCUGUGGGCUAUCGCUCAGGGGGCGGACGAGCUGAGCCAGUCCGAUUUCGUGACGGGAGUGUUCGCAGACAUCAGGGCCAACUCCACCGGUGGCGUGGGAGGCGGGGCGGGUGGGAAGCCGCACGCCGCCAAGCCGGGACGUCGGGCGGCAGUGACGGCUGCGGCGUACGGUGACGCGAGGUUGUACAACCGCCGCGUUGUGUCUUCCGCCGCUGCUUCUCCUUCGGCGUUGUCUUCAACCUUGUGCUCCGACCAAGGAGACACCGACGAAGGAAUGGGCGGGGGUCGGCCAGGGAAAAGCGAAAGGGAACAGAGCGCGAGCCAGCUUAACCCUUCAGAUGAGAACGGUGGUAGUGGUGGUGAUGGUGACGACGCCGUUGAUGACGUCAUUCAGCUGCUGUCGCAAACGCUGUCGCAAGCUUCAGUGUCGGGUGGUGGCGGAGGGACAGCCUCGGCACAGAACGGAGGACAGGAGAACGGGGGCAAAAAGCAAGAGGAGGAGGAGGAGGAGGCGGAGAGGUUCGCCGCUAGGCACAUCGCGCGGGCGCCGGUGUCGUCUCUCUCCGGGCUCUUCCCCAACUGGAAAGAGAACGUCGGUUUCGUGUUCCGGCAGGGAGCGGCGGAGCUCCAGGAAGCACUGCAGGGCAUCGUAACCGCGUUGUCCGAGGAGGAGGAGAAAGAGGCAGAGGCGUUGGUGUUCUUCGAAGGCGUUAUUCUCGAGGCGUUGGAAGCGAGGGGUCCGGCUUGUAGUAGGCAGUUGGCUUUUUUGGGGGAGGAACGACGCCGUGAUGAUGGCAGCCACAGUCCGGGGUUCGAAGUAGGGUCCCCGCAGACAUGGCGCCGUGGGAGUGAGGGUGUCGGUAUUGGUAGAAAUGGCGGUGGCGCCGUAACACCUGGAAGCGAUAGCCCCCCCCGCGGUGGUGCGAAUAGCGUGCAAGAUAGUGGUUUCGCGUUAGAAGGACCGGAGGAAAGAGGGAGCGAGAGAUACGACGGCGGCGGCAGCGAAAACGGUGAAGGUCAAGCCCGAGUUGACGGCGAGAGUGGAGAUCACCUUUCGGUUGCCGAUGAGGCGACGGGGCUCGAAGAGACGCACGCCACCACCGCUGAGAAUAAUGGCCAUGACGCCGAGCCUGCUGCUGUUGGAACAGACGACGGCGACGCAGGCACGCAGAGCGUUGGGCACCCCCACCACGGAGACAGCAGCGUGGAGGCCAUCGUGCUCAGCGGCGACUCCACCGCGUCAGCGGUGGUUACCUUCGACCUCACAAGCUCGGAGUCCAGCAAGCGUUGUUCUUCCGCCGGUGACAUCACCGCCGCCGCCGCCGCCGCCGCCGCCGCCGCCGCCGGUGGCGUUGCCGCGGCAGGGUUAGCAGAGUUCCCGGUCGGUGCUGACGGUGGCGGUCGUAACUCCGGCCGAGGCGUCACGGCAAGGGCAAGGAAUGGUCAAGAGGAGGAGGACGAGGAGGACGAGGAAAAUCGCACGUUUGCGAUCGUGGACAGCGGUGGCGGCGGCGGAGGUGGAGCCAAUGAUGCUGCCAGUAGUAGGCGGAAGUCCCACCGAGGCGUAACGGCAAGCGUGAGGAAUUGCCAAAGGAAGGAAGAAGAGGAACAAGAUGUCGAGUUUGCGAUGAUCGACAGCGGAGGCGGCGGUGGCGGAGGUGGCGCCAAUGGCCCGGACUCAACCGACGAGAGAGGCGAAGCUAGCGGUGACAGUGACGACGUCGUCGACGAGUACGCCCUGGAAGACGAGUACGGCUUCGACGACCAUGACUAUUGCGCCUGGGGUGACGAAAACGACUUGUCGUUUGUUCCCUCACCCGACAUCGACGGUGUCGCCGACGAGCGGCAGCCGCCGCCGCCGCCGCCGCCACCGCCACCGUCACCGCCGCUUUCGCCGACACAACGGCCCCCCGAUAUCGAUCCCCCCGCUGCUGCUGCCGCUGACAAAGUCUCGCACGAUUCGACGUCGGCGAUGGGGGCCGAGCUGUUGGAUCUCACGCAGGUAGCACCGCUGCCGUCCCCGUCGCUGAGACGCUGCCGUGAGUCUCUAGACGCGGCAGCGGCGACAUCGCCUAUUGGUCGGGGUCGGUCGCAACAUCGCGGACUUGAAAGUCCGGCGACGGCGCGGCGCAGGCAUCACUGCACACCGUCAUCCCCUCCGGUAGAAGGAGAGGAGGGGGCUUCGUCUCCGACUGCCGUAGGGGGGAACGAGGACAUUGCCGAGCUGCGGGAGGUGAUGCCUUCGUUCGGGCAGAUGACGCUCCAGGAGCUGGCCGGGAUGAUGGCGGUGUACGGGCUGAAGAAGAAGUCUAAGAGGGAGAUGACGGAACGCCUGGAACACAUCUGGAAGACCCUGCACCCCGCCGCCGCCGAAGAAGGCAUGUCUGCGGCAGGGGACGGAAACGCGACGUCUUCGUCGUCGUCAUCGUCGUCGUCCAGCAGAAGCAGAAAGCGAGACGCGCCGUCUCGGGAUAGCGGUGGCGACCCUUCUGCUUAUCUGUCGGCGUCUUCCCAAGGUCAUCGGCGCAGCAGGGGGGCGGCAGAGGCGAGGCCCACCUCUUCGCCGGCGGCGGCGGCGGCCGCGGCGGCGGUGACGGUGACGUCAUCGACAAGCAUUCCACGGCGCCCCCCGCUCCCCAGGCCACCCCGAGGUGGUGGCGUCCCGGGUGCUGGUGAUAGUCGGCGGGGUGGGUUUUCGCAGGAAGAAGAGGCGGUGCCCCCGAUUCCAUCGACGUGCAGGUCUCAGCAGCAGCAGCAGCAAGGGUUUCUUGCCGAGAACAGCAGCGGGAGGAACGGGGUCGACGCGGACCUCGGGGAGAGAAUACGCAGCGUAAUCAUGGGAUACGCACCACUCCACGAGGAUAUUCUUCUCCUUAAGACUGUGGAUCUGUCCGCCAUCCACACGUUAAUCAAGAACGCCGGGGUGAAGUGCACGAAGAAGGACCUGGCCUCCUACCUCGACUCCCGAGGGAUAACGUUUAUCGACAGAGGGGGGGUCAAAAGACGGGCCCGGGGCGGGGAGCGGGAAACCGAAGGAGAAGAACAAUCGCAGCGGAAGAAGAAAAAGAAGAGGCGUCCUGGGGCGACGGGGACGGCGGCGGGGCGAAACGGCGCUGUGUGCGUAGCGCGGGAUGGUACUUUAUGUAGAUAGCGGUGGGGAGGAGAGAAACGAACCCAGAAGACUUAAGGAGAGGCGUGCGGCAAGGUUGUGUAUGGUUGGGUGGUGUCGGUGAAAAAUGUUGCCCUUAUUGACACCGUGUACAAACGAAAUUUGUUAGAAUUUUCCCACGAAAAAAUGUUGGGGAGGGAGAGAGGUGGGCGAUUGGUACAGCUACUAUUGUCAAGAAUGUCGGCAGUUUUGGGGUGGUGUGUGUCUGCCUCUGCUUUUUCAGUUGUAGUCUGAACCGGUGUUGUACAAUUCAUUUGAUUUUCGUGUGACUCGUAGGCCGAGCCUCAAGAGGAGUUGGGCGCUUUGAGCCUGGGCGUGGCUUGGAAUAAAUACCAUCGUUGUUCUGAAAAAAGCGGUUGGGAGCAGUUCGAGGUAAGGCUGGAGAGGGCAAUGCCGAUCAUCUAGCGCUUGUCUCGU
This is a messenger RNA of Ectocarpus sp. CCAP 1310/34, 5424 nucleotides long. The record is from the annotation of a GenBank genome assembly. Lineage: Eukaryota; Phaeophyceae; Ectocarpales; Ectocarpaceae.